This is a messenger RNA of Lactuca sativa (garden lettuce), 1409 nucleotides long. RefSeq lists its product as uncharacterized. Gene Ontology annotation, cellular component: cytoplasm. The record is from RefSeq and is a predicted model, not a curated record. NCBI's taxonomy places the organism in Eukaryota, Viridiplantae, Streptophyta, Magnoliopsida, Asterales, Asteraceae.
AAACGAAUGCCCACCCAUGAUCAAACCCAGGAACCCACCUUCUUCCAUUCUCUCAGAAACAAACUCCGCUCCCUUGUUCCCCGUUUCCGCCGUUCAAAGCUGCCGUUCGUCCUCGCCAGCUUCCAGCCGCAUCCGCCUCUCCCCAGUUCUUCACUACCGUUGUUCAUCUCUUUGUAACUCUUCUGUGGAUUUGUGCGAUUCAUCUUUGGGUCACGAUUUUUAGUGAAAAAUGAAGGAAGAAGAAGUGAACAGAUGCCAAAUCCAAGAAUGGUAUCCAAAAUUCAAAUCCACAACCAUCAAAACAAUAAUCCAUGAGCUCCCGGAAUCCUUCAUUCAAUAUCUCCUCGAUGAUUCCGGUCCUUUCCUCCUUCCACUUUCCAUUUCCAAUUCCGAUGCAUUACCCAACAGAAUCCACAAUUCCGAAGACCAACAAGACUACAUUAUAUCCCAAGAACAAGAAUCCGAUGACGAAUCAGAACAACCACCACCACCACCUUCCUUCCCGGAAUUGGAAUCACAAAUCAACGAAUCAAUCAAAACACUCGGCGGUGCCAUCUUCCCUAAACUCAACUGGACCUCCCCUAAAGACUCUGCUUGGAUCAGCUCAACCGGGACCCUCAAAUGCACCUCGUUUACCGAAAUCGCCCUUUUGCUUAAAUCAUCCGAUUCAUUGGUCCACGAUCUUUGCCACGCUUAUGAUUUGUGUAAUGACUGUAAUGCCCCUAGACCUGAUCGUUUCUUCCUCGCCCUUCGGAAAUGGUACCCGUCUCUCCACCCGGAAAUGGAAUUCCGUUGCUUCGUCCGGAAUCGCAUCCUGGUCGGAAUCUCGCAACGAGAAGUCACGGGAUUUUACCCGAUUCUGAUCGAAAAGAAACAUGAGUUGGAAACGGGAAUCAAGAAAUUUUAUAUUGAGAAUGUGAGUAUGAGAUUUGAGUCGGAAAGUUACACGUUUGAUGUGUAUGUGAGAACGGAUGGGGAGGUUAAGCUUUUGGAUUUUAACCCGUGGUGUGCGUUUACAUUGCCGUUGUUGUUUACAUGGCCGGAAUUGGAAUCGGAAUCGGAACCGGAAUCGGUGAGAGGCGGAAUGGAAUUUAGAAUUGUGGAGAGUGAGUGUGGAGUGAGGCCGGGUUUGAAGACAGCGGUUCCAUAUGAUUAUUUGGAUACAAGUGAAGGAAGUGGUUGGGAUCAGUUUCUUAGAAAUGCUGAUCACGAAUUCAGGCGACAAACGAGGUCGGCUGGUGCCUAGCUUUAUCAAGUUUUUAUGAAAUAGCAAUUUACUUUUUAAUUUCUUUUUUCUGAUUAUAUUAUUGUACUUUUUUUUUUGUUAUUAUAACAUUGUACUUUCAAAUUAUUUUGUUUUUUUUUCAUAGCUAACAAGAGCUUCCACUGGAUGUGUUUUUGAAGUGAAA